CGAUCGGGGACGCCGGCGGGCGCGGGGCGGCCCUCCGCGGGCCCCCGGGCACUCCGGCGAGCAUGGCAGCCCCGGAUCAGAAGUCGCCGAACGUUCUGCUGCAGAACCUGUGCUGCCGGAUCCUGGGCAAGAGCGAAGCCGACGUCGCCCAGCAGUUCCAGUACGCCGUGCGGGUCAUUGGCAGCAACUUCGCCCCGACUGUUGAAAGAGAUGAGUUCUUAGUGGCCGAGAAGAUCAAGAAAGAACUUACCCGACAGAGGCGGGAGACGGAUGCUGCUCUGUUCUCGGAGCUCCACAGGAAGCUGCACUCGCAGGGAGUCUUGAAAAACAAGUGGUCCAUCCUCUACCUGCUGCUCAGCCUCAGCGAGGACCCCCGCAAGCAGCCGCACAAGGUCUCCAGCUAUGCGGCCCUCUUCGCCCAAGCUCUACCCCGAGACGCCCACUCGACGCCCUACUUCUGUGCCAGGCCGCAGACACUCCCGCUGAGCUACCAGGACCGCGGCACACAGUCGGCACAGAGUGCAGGCAGCCUGGGCAGCAGCGGCAUCAGCAGCAUCAGCACACAGACUCACCCCGCCCCGGGGCUGGGCGAAGGGCUCCGGCAGCAGCUGGGCCCGCGUCUGGCCUGGACCCUGACGGCGCAACAGCCCUCGGCGCAGACCACGGCCUCCAGAGGCCUCCCCAGCACCGCGGCUCGCAGCCUGACGAGGCCCCAGAGAGAGGGGGGCACGGGGGGCGCUGCGGAGAUCACCGAGGCCGCCCUGGUCAGGGACAUCCUCUACGUCUUCCAGGGCAUAGACGGCAAGCACGUCAGGAUGAGCAGCACCGAGGACUGCUACAGGGUGGAGGGCACGGCCAGCCUGAGCAAGUCGCUGCGGGACACGGCCGUGCGGCUGUCCGAGCUGGGCUGGCUGCACAACAAGAUCCGGCGCUAUACGGACCAGCGGGGCCCCGACCGCUCCUUUGGGCUUGUGGGCCAGAGCUUCUGCGCGGCGCUGCACCAGGAGCUGCGGGAGUACUACCGGCUGCUGUCCGUCCUGCACUCCCAGCUGCAGCUGGAGGACGACCAGGGUGUGAGCCUGGGGCUGGAGAGCAGCCUGACGCUCCGGCGCCUGCUGGUCUGGACGUACGACCCCAAGAUCCGGCUGAAGACCCUCGCGGCCCUCGUGGACCACUGCCAAGGAAGGAAGGGCGGGGAGCUGGCCUCGGCGGUGCACGCCUACACGAAGACGGGGGACCCCUGCACGCGUGCGCUGGUGCGGCACAUCCUCAGCCUGGUGUCGCACCCCGUGCUCAGCUUCCUGUACCGCUGGAUCUACGACGGGGAGCUGGAGGACACGCACCACGAGUUUUUUGUGGCAUCUGACCCGACCGUCAAGACAGACCGGCUCUGGCACGACAAGUACACGCUGCGCAAGUCCAUGGUGCCCUCCUUCAUCACCGCGGAGCAGUCCCGGAAGGUCCUUUUGAUAGGAAAGUCGAUAAAUUUCUUGCAUCAGGUCUGUCACGACCAGACGCCCACCACCAGGACCAUCGCUGUGACGAAGCCUGCAGAGUCGCCCCAGGACGCCGCGGACCUGGUCUCGGACCUGGAGAACGCCUUCCAGGGGAAGAUCGACGCGGCCUACUUCGAGACGAGCAAGCGCCUGCUGGACGUCCUGAACAGGAAGUACAGCCUGCUGGACCACAUGCAGGCCAUGCGGCGCUACCUGCUGCUCGGCCAGGGAGACUUCAUCCGGCACCUGAUGGACCUGCUCAAGCCAGAACUCGUGCGCCCGGCCACGACCCUGUACCAGCACAGCCUGACCGGGAUCCUGGAGACGGCCGUCAGGGCCACCAACGCCCAGUUUGACAGCCCCGAGAUCCUCCGCCGGCUGGACGUGCGGCUGCUGGAGGUCUCUCCGGGCGACACGGGGUGGGACGUCUUCAGCCUGGACUACCAUGUGGACGGGCCCAUCGCCACGGUGUUCACGCGAGAGUGCAUGAGCCACUACCUGCGCGUCUUCAACUUCCUCUGGAGGGCCAAGCGCAUGGAGUACAUCCUGACCGACAUCCGGAAGGGCCACAUGUGCAACGCCAAGCUGCUGAGGGGCAUGCCAGAGUGCUCUGGGGUGCUGCACCAUUGCCACGUCCUGGCCUCUGAGAUGGUCCACUUCAUCCACCAGAUGCAGUACUACAUCACCUUCGAGGUGCUCGAGUGCUCCUGGGACGAGCUCUGGAACAAGGUGCAGCAGGCGCAGGACCUGGACCACAUCAUCGCUGCGCACGAGGUGUUCCUGGACACCAUCAUCUCCCGCUGCCUGCUGGACGCCGACUCUCGCGCCCUCCUGAACCAGCUCCGAGCCGUGUUUGACCAGAUCAUCGAGCUGCAGAACACGCAGGACGCCAUCUACAGGGCCGCGCUGGGGGAGCUGCAGAGGCGCCUCCAGUUUGAGGAGAGGAAAAGGCAGCGUGAGGCCGAGGGCCAGUGGGGAGUGACCGCCGCGGAAGAGGAGGAGGAGAAGGGCCGGGCCCGCGAGUUCCGGGAGUCCAUACCCAAGAUGUGCUCGCAGCUGCGCAUCCUGACGCACUUCUACCAGGGCAUCGUGCAGCAGUUCCUGGUGCUGCUCACCACCAGCCCCGACGAGAGCCUGCGCUUCCUCAGCUUCCGGCUGGACUUCAACGAGCACUACCGGGCCCGCGAGCCGCGGCUGCGCAUGUCCCUGGGCGCCCGGGGCCGGCGCGGCUCCCGCCCCUGAGGCCGCC
This is a messenger RNA of Talpa occidentalis (Iberian mole), 2745 nucleotides long. RefSeq names its product tubulin gamma complex associated protein 3 (gene TUBGCP3). The record is from RefSeq and is a predicted model, not a curated record. Gene Ontology annotation, molecular function: gamma-tubulin binding; microtubule minus-end binding. Bases 63 to 2738 code for a protein of 891 amino acids. The transcript is spliced from 22 exons. Gene Ontology annotation, biological process: cytoplasmic microtubule organization; spindle assembly; mitotic cell cycle. NCBI's taxonomy places the organism in Eukaryota, Metazoa, Chordata, Mammalia, Eulipotyphla, Talpidae. Gene Ontology annotation, cellular component: centrosome; gamma-tubulin small complex; equatorial microtubule organizing center.